CACAUGAUUCUGCCAUCUGCCACGCUGGCGGAACAUCGUUCUGCCAAUUUCUGCCAGUUCUGCCCAUAACACUACGCCCCCCUCCCCCCGCUCAUACUAUAUCUAGUGCUAGUGUGAGUCGUAGUUGGGUCAAAGUAUUAUUUUUCCCUCCUACCUUUUCGUUCACAAGCACUCGUCACAAUGGGUGCCGAAAAGACAGACACCGCUACUGCCUAUCACACUAGUAAUAGCAGCAAAGGCGAAUUCUCUGACGUCUUAGACCAUAAUGGAGCGUCUUUUCAGGGGCCCUCGCGGCACACCCUGCAACGUAAACUCAAGAAUCGUCAUGUCGCUAUGAUCAGUAUUGGCGGUGUUAUCGGUACUGGUCUUUUUGUUGGAACCGCCGACUCUCUGAGUUAUGGAGGUCCCAUUGGUCUGUUGCUCGGCUACAUUGUCAUGAGCUCCAUCGUCUACUGCGUCAUGAUCAGUCUGGGAGAAAUGGUUGCUUACCUGCCUAUAGCUGGUGGUCACAUCAAACUGGCCGAGCGCUUCAUUGACCCUGCGUUCUCUUUUGCUAUGGGUUGGAAUUACUGGUAUGACUGGGCGAUUAGCUCACCUGCUGAGAUUUCUGCUGCUGCAUUAUUGAUAAACUAUUGGAAUUACACUGUCAAUGAUUCAGUAUGGGUCGUCACAUGUCUUGCCGUCGUUCUCGCCAUCAAUAUGCUCGGUGCUGGCGCUUACGGCGAGGCGGAAUUCAUAUUUGCAUCCGUUAAGGUCAUCACAAUCACUGGUGUCAUUAUUCUCGGUAUAGUCAUCGAUUUAGGAGGUGGUCCAAACCAUGACCGCAUUGGAUUCCGCUACUGGAAAAAUCCUGGACCAUUCGUUCAGUAUAGUGGCAUCGAAGGUGCCGAAGGACGAUUCCUCGGCUGGUGGGCUGUUUUGACGCAGGCUGCUUUCUCGUUCAUUGGAACCGAGAUUGUUGCUAUUGCUGCUGGAGAAGCGAAGAAUCCUCGUCAUACCUUGCCCAAAGCCAUCCGUCGAGUAUACAUCCGUAUAUUGCUUUUCUACAUCGGUGGAACACUCGUAAUUGGUUUGCUUGUACCAUCCAACAACCCAUUACUCGUAUUGAACACUGGAACCGCCCGGUCUCCAUUCGUCAUUGCUAUUGAAACAGCUGGAAUUAAAUCUCUUCCUUCAAUCAUCAAUGCUUGUUUGUUGACCUCGGCAUGGUCUGCAUCAUCUAGUUCCUUGUAUACUUCAUCUCGUGCGAUUUAUGGUCUUGCAGCCUCAGGAAAUGCUCCCAAGAUCUUCCUUAAAACCACGCGCAACGGGUUGCCUUACGUUACUGUCCUCUUCUCCGCCGCUUUCUCCCUUCUUGCUUUCAUGGCUGUGUCCAGUAGUGCGGGCUCAGUAUUUAACCGGCUUUCCAGCAUGUCAGCCAUCGCUGGCCUUAUGACGUGGUUUGGUAUUUCGGUGACGUACCUCCGCUUCUACAAGGGCAUGCAGGUUCAAGGCAUCGACCGCAAGACGCUCCCUUACUACACAAAUCUCCAGCCAUACGCAGCGUGGUGGGGAGUAGUUACGACGAUCACCAUCUGUUUCUUUAGCGGAUGGAGCGUCUUCCUCAAAGGAAAGUGGAAUAGUGUAACUUUUGUCACUGACUACAUCCUUCUCAUUACCUGGCCAAUUAUGUACUUUGGUGCUCGCCUCUACUAUGGCACAAAGCCCGUUGCUGCAGAGGACAUGGACUUUAAAAGCAAUAUAGCUGACAUCGUGGCAGACUCAUAUGAGGAACCCCCGGCGAAGAACAAGAUGGAAGCAUUCUGGCGGUGGCUGAUGUAAUUUACUAAUUAUACCUGCAAUAAUACCGUUGAUUAUCG
Messenger RNA from Suillus fuscotomentosus, 1859 nucleotides. Its product is annotated as amino acid permease. Gene Ontology annotation, molecular function: amino acid transmembrane transporter activity. The record is from RefSeq and is a predicted model, not a curated record. NCBI's taxonomy places the organism in Eukaryota, Fungi, Basidiomycota, Agaricomycetes, Boletales, Suillaceae. The coding region runs from base 181 to 1821 and encodes 546 amino acids. Gene Ontology annotation, cellular component: membrane. Gene Ontology annotation, biological process: amino acid transmembrane transport. The transcript has 11 exons.